Molecule: messenger RNA, 1830 nt
Organism: Neohortaea acidophila
Lineage: Eukaryota; Fungi; Ascomycota; Dothideomycetes; Mycosphaerellales; Teratosphaeriaceae
Product: Aldehyde/histidinol dehydrogenase
Exons: 2
Coding region: 1-1830 (609 amino acids)
Molecular function (GO): aldehyde dehydrogenase (NAD+) activity
Source: RefSeq, a predicted model, not a curated record
AUGGUGGAGCCGACCAAUCAUCAUCGGCCAGGACUCGCCAAACUUCCUGUUGACCUCGACAUCACCACCACCGUCACCGCCAUUGCCGCUCUUCUAGCUGUCUGGCUCGCAUAUCGACUCCUGCGAAUCGAUGCAGAAAAGGCAGUCACUUUCACCGUGCCCGCUCCCGAGCAGACUCAAGCAGGAUGGCGCGGCAAGACCCUGGAUCGGCCGGACAUCAAGGUCCCGGGUGUGACGAGCAUACAAUGCUACGCUCCCGCAACCGGCCAGCUGCUGGCUCUUGUCAAUCCCGUCACUCCUGCCGGCAUUGACAGGGCUGUGGAGAAAGCCACUCAUGCCCAGAUCGAAUGGGCUCGUACCACUUUUGCCCAAAGGAGACGAGUCUUGAAGACUUUGCUCAAGUUUGUCCUCGACCAGCAGGAGACCAUUGCGCGGGUGGCAUGUCUCGACAGCGGAAAGACGCGUGUCGAUGCCAUCUUCGGAGAGCUGCUGGUCACGGCCGAGAAGUUGAAGUGGACUAUCAACCAUGGCGAGGCUGCUCUCAACGCUGAAAGACGUCCGACCAACUUCUUGAUGUUCUACAAGCGCAAUGAGGUGCACUAUGAGCCGCUUGGUGUCGUUGCUGCUUGUGUCAGCUGGAAUUAUCCUUUCCACAACCUCAUAGGACCAAUCAUCAGUGCUCUGUUUUCCGGGAACGCUAUUGUCGUGAAAGGCAGCGAACAGACUGCCUGGUCUUCGGCCUAUUUCAUCUCCAUCGUCCGUGGGGCACUCACGGCUUGUGGCCACAAUGCCGACCUGGUUCAUUCCAUCUCGUGCUGGCCCUCCACCGCGGACCACUUCACCAGUCACCCAGGAAUCGCUCACAUGACCUUUAUAGGCAGCAGACCCAUUGCACACGCAGUCGCCAAGAGUGCAGCAAAGACCCUCACCCCUCUCUGUGUCGAGCUGGGCGGCAAGGACGCGGCCAUUAUCCUCGACAACCCCACUGGCGUUCCCGAGGAGCCCGAGGCCAUGACCAGAAUUGCUAGCAUUCUUAUGCGAGGUGUAUUUCAAUCUGCUGGCCAGAACUGUAUCGGCAUCGAGCGAGUGGUCGCCAUGCCCCAGGCCUACAACAGGCUGCGCAACCUUUUGCAAGAACGCAUCCAGAAAUUGCGCGUCGGCAGUGACCUCAACAUGGACCACGUUGACAUGGGUGCUAUGAUAUCGCCAGCCUCCUUCGACCGCUUGGAGAAGAUCAUCGCGGAAGCAGUGUCGCAAGGCGCACGCCUAAUAGCUGGUGGCCAUCGAAUCGAACACGCGCAGUACCCCCACGGCCAUUACUUUGAGCCCACCUUACUCGUCGAUGUGACGCCAGAAAUGCGCAUCGCGCAAGAGGAACUCUUCGCGCCCGUGUGCGUGAUGAUGCGCGUGGACAGCGUCGACGAUGCGAUUCGCGUCACCAACAGCACCCCUUACGGCCUCGGUUGCAGUGUCUUCGGUCCCAACUUCUCCUCUGCAUCGCGCGCCCAGCUCCGUCGCGUCGCUAACGAGGUUAAGAGCGGCAUGGUCGCCAUCAACGACUUUGCCGUCUUCUACGCCGUUCAACUGCCCUUUGGAGGCGUGCGAGGGUCCGGCUACGGUCGCUUCGCCGCGGAAGAAGGGUUGAGGAGCUUGUGCAAUGUCAAGAGCGUGUGUGUGGAUCGAUGGCCGUGGUUGAUUGGCACGAGCAUUCCUUCCAAACUCGACUACCCCAUGCAAUCCGGCGCGUUUCGCAUGGGACAGGGAGUGGUGGAGAUGGGCUACGCGGACAGUUGGAUGAGGAUGUUGGGCGGGGUGAAAAAGAUGAUAUAA